Messenger RNA from Raphanus sativus (radish), 1715 nucleotides. RefSeq names its product growth-regulating factor 8. Gene Ontology annotation, biological process: developmental process; regulation of DNA-templated transcription; DNA-templated transcription. The transcript has 4 exons. NCBI's taxonomy places the organism in Eukaryota, Viridiplantae, Streptophyta, Magnoliopsida, Brassicales, Brassicaceae. Gene Ontology annotation, molecular function: ATP binding. The coding region runs from base 462 to 1622 and encodes 386 amino acids. The record is from RefSeq and is a predicted model, not a curated record. Gene Ontology annotation, cellular component: nucleus.
CUGUGUCAGGGUGAAGAGAGAGAGGAGAGUUAAUGACUUACUGUAUAGACUUUUGUCGGUAUUCAGAAACGAGGUCGAAUGUUAGAGACUAAGGAAGCAAAAAAAGAGAAAAAGCGUUAUGGGCUCAUAAGGCUCGCAAAUAGCGGCACCGCUCCUCUCACAUGUUGUUAAUAACCUAAGUUUCCUAUUUGUUUUCUCCCCAUCCUCUCAUCCUAUAAGUGAGAGGGAGAGAGAGAGAGCCUUUAUGUUCUUGUAAGUAUGUUUAAGGUUUUCUUUUAUAUGUUCUAGACUCUGUUUCUCCUCUGUUUUUUUGGGUGUUGUUGCUGUCUGAAAGAUAAACUUAGUGAGGUUCCCACUACAGAGACAAGAGUGGGUCUAGGAGUUUCUUUUUUUAUGUUUGGUUGUGGGUUUGAGGUUUAUAGAGGUGUUUUGCUGGUAAAAAGUUGAGACUUUGUUGCAUAAUGGGAACAAGAGCAGAACGUAAUAAGGAAGAUUUUGUUGGUGGUGGGUUUGGAUUUGGAGUUGUAGAACAUUCCCAUAGAGAAGUUAUGUUACCACCAUCACAUCAUUAUCCAUCAUAUCCCUGUUACUGUUCCGCUGGUGUUACCGACCCUGUCUUCUCUGCUUCAAGCACUUCCCUCGCAGCAGGUUCUAGUUCUGCUGCUGUUUCAGCUGCAGACCCUUUAUUCACCUUGUGCUCCUCAGGGGAGAUGGGAAGAAGUAUGAGUGAAAAGGAAGGUUCAGCAGCUUUCAGUGAAGCUCAAUGUCAGGAGCUUGAGAGGCAGAGGAAUAUAUAUGAGUACAUCAUGGCUUCUCUUCCUGUUCCUCCUGAGCUUCUCACACCCUUUCCCAACCACCCUUCAAACUCUUACCAUCAAAAUGUGGCGAAAGGAGGUUCAUUGAAGCUGGGGAUUGCUUCAAACGCAAGCAACAACGCUGCUGAUAUGGAGCCAUGGAGGUGCAAGAGAACGGAUGGGAAGAAAUGGAGAUGCUCUAGAAGCGUGGUCCCUGAUCAUAAAUACUGUGAGAGACACGCACACAAGAGCCGUCCUCGUUCAAGAAAGCAUGUGGAAUCAUCUCAACACAAUGACACUCGUACCACUAGCCAGUAUGCCGGAACGUAUCCUCAGUUUUACGGACAGCCAGUAAACCCAUUCUCUACGUAUUCCACUUUUCACUCUUCAAAUGAUCACCACAGAGAAUUCAGGUGGUUUAUGAAAGAAGACGGCAAUGCAAAUUUGAAUCCAGGGGUUGGAGCAAGCAGAGAGCUUAAACGGGGAUUUGAUUAUGAUCUGAACUUCAGGCAGAAAGAGCCACUUGUGGACCAGAGCUUUGGAGCGUUGGAGGGUCUGUUUAGUCCAAGCCGCCAAGAGACGAGGCGGUUUUUUGUAGAAGGGGAUCAAGAUGAAGCAAUGGGAAGCUCUCUUACACUAUCAAUGGCAGGUGGAGGUGUGGAGGAAUUGGAGAGAAGAAACACGCAUCAGUGGGUUAGUCAUGAAGGACCAUCAUGGCUCUGUUCAACAGCACCAGGUGGACCAUUGGCUGAAGCACUGUUUCUUGGUGCCUCCAGCUACCCAAGUGCUACUAGUACUACUAAUAGCUGCAGCAGAAGCUCAAGCUAAAUUUAAAGAAAAAAAAAGUUGACUUGAGUUGUGUUGUUUUGCAAAUGAAAAACCGGUUUAGUAAUUAGAAAUCAAGCUAUCUUUUAGAUUAAA